Messenger RNA from Jaculus jaculus (lesser Egyptian jerboa), 4397 nucleotides. It is a transcript of the gene Lgi1, whose product is annotated as leucine rich glioma inactivated 1. NCBI's taxonomy places the organism in Eukaryota, Metazoa, Chordata, Mammalia, Rodentia, Dipodidae. The transcript has 8 exons. Gene Ontology annotation, molecular function: protein binding. The record is from RefSeq and is a predicted model, not a curated record. The coding region runs from base 35 to 1951 and encodes 638 amino acids.
UCGAAGGCUGGUCUGGGCUCAGUGUUUUCUGGUGAUGCAAGUCGGCUCUCUUCCUCCAGCAGUUGGCUCUCUCCCAUCUCACGGCACCUCACAGGUCUCUUCCCCCCUGCCUGAGCGAGGAGCAGCUCACGAAUCAGCUGCAGGUCCCUGUUUUGAAAAGCAGAGAUUCAGAGACAGAGAAAAGGGUGGACUCCUAUGUGACCUGUUCUUAGAGCAAGACCAUCACCGGCGGAAUUCCAGAAGCCCUUUUCAUGUGUGGGGAUAUUUUUUCGACUGCGUGGAAUCUGAAAGGAGCAGAAGGAUGGGAAAUGCCUGCAUCCCCCUGAAAAGAAUUGCUUAUUUCCUAUGUCUCUUUUCUGCGCUUUUGCUGACUGAGGGGAAGAAACCAGCGAAGCCAAAAUGCCCUGCCGUGUGUACUUGUACCAAAGAUAAUGCUUUAUGUGAGAAUGCCAGAUCCAUUCCACGCACCGUGCCUCCUGAUGUUAUCUCAUUAUCCUUUGUGAGAUCUGGUUUUACUGAAAUCUCAGAAGGGAGUUUUUUAUUCACACCAUCGCUGCAGCUCUUGUUGUUCACAUCGAACUCCUUUGAUGUGAUCAGCGAUGAUGCCUUCAUCGGUCUUCCACAUCUAGAGUAUUUAUUCAUAGAAAAUAACAAUAUCAAGUCCAUUUCAAGACAUACUUUCCGGGGACUGAAAUCUUUAAUUCAUCUGAGCCUGGCAAACAACAAUCUUCAAACACUCCCAAAAGAUAUUUUCAAAGGCCUGGAUUCUUUAACAAAUGUGGACCUGCGAGGGAAUUCAUUUAAUUGUGACUGUAAACUAAAGUGGCUGGUGGAAUGGCUUGGCCAUACCAAUGCAACAGUUGAAGAUAUUUACUGUGAAGGGCCUCCAGAAUACAAGAAACGCAAAAUCAAUAGUCUUUCCUCCAAGGAUUUUGAUUGCAUCAUUACAGAAUUUGCAAAAUCUCAAGACCUGCCUUAUCAAUCACUGUCCAUAGAUACAUUUUCUUAUAUGAACGAUGAAUAUGUAGUCAUCGCUCAGCCUUUUACUGGAAAAUGCAUUUUCCUUGAAUGGGACCAUGUAGAAAAGACCUUCCGGAAUUAUGACAACAUUACAGGCACGUCCACUGUGGUGUGCAAGCCCAUAGUCAUUGAAACUCAGCUCUAUGUUAUUGUGGCCCAGCUGUUUGGUGGCUCUCAUAUCUAUAAGCGAGAUGGUUUUGCAAACAAAUUCAUAAAAAUCCAGGAUAUUGAAAUUCUCAAAAUCCGAAAACCCAAUGACAUUGAAACAUUCAAGAUUGAGAACAACUGGUACUUUGUCGUGGCUGACAGUUCAAAAGCUGGCUUUACUACCAUUUAUAAGUGGAAUGGAAAUGGAUUCUACUCCCACCAAUCCUUACAUGCCUGGUACAGGGACACUGAUGUGGAAUAUCUAGAAAUAGUCAGAACACCUCUCACCCUCAGAAUGCCUCACUUAAUCCUGUCCAGUAGUUCCCAGCGUCCUGUCAUUUACCAGUGGAACAAAGUAACACAGUUAUUCACUAACCAAACUGACAUUCCUAACAUGGAGGAUGUGUACGCUGUGAAGCACUUCUCGGUAAAAGGUGACGUAUACAUUUGUCUGACCAGAUUCAUCGGUGAUUCCAAAGUCAUGAAGUGGGGAGGCUCCUCGUUCCAGGACAUUCAGAGGAUGCCAUCGCGAGGAUCCAUGGUGUUCCAGCCUCUUCAGAUAAAUAACUACCAGUAUGCAAUUCUUGGGAGUGAUUAUUCCUUUACUCAAGUGUAUAACUGGGAUGCAGAGAAAGCCAAAUUUGUGAAAUUUCAGGAAUUAAAUGUUCAGGCACCAAGAUCCUUCACCCAUGUAUCCAUUAAUAAGCGUAAUUUUCUUUUUGCUUCUAGUUUUAAGGGCAAUACACAGAUUUACAAACAUGUCAUAGUUGACUUAAGCGCAUGAGACACCAAAUGCCAUGGCUGCCAUCAGAAACUUUCUACAAUACGUGACCUGGAUGAACUCAAUGCAUGAUGACUCUUCUUAUCACAUUUGCAAAUGAAUGCCUUUCAAACACUGAGACUGCUAGAAGCAAGCACUACCAGUAUCGCCAUCCUUAACUGUCCAGUCCAGUGGUGUGGAAAGUUACCUUUUUUAAGACAAAAUUCCAUUGUGUAACUGUUCUUUGCAGUGAAGAUAUGUAAAUAGGCGUUUAAUGGUAUCUGUUACUCCAAAAAGAAAUAUUAAUAUGUACUUUUCCAUUUAUUUAUUCAUGUGUUUGGAAACAACUGCCAAAUAAAAUGUUUACAUUUUCUUUCAUAUCCCAAAGGUAAUUAUUUACAAGAAUUGUUUUAUUCUCAUUGGUUGUAUGUUGAGGAAAUAGUUUUAUACAAUAGGAUUAUAUUUGGAUCAAGGAUUUAUAGUGUGGGUAAUGAGUAAGUUGAAACAAUGAAAAUGAUUCCCCAUAAUUUAUUAAUAGGUUUAUCUGUGCUAUAUCAGCUUAUCUUGAAUAGUCAAUGAUGUUUCCAGAAGUCAUGACUUUUAGGGACUCUUUCAAAUAAAUGGUGACAAAAGGAGAGAGAGAAAUGCUGCCUGUUACAUUAAGAUGAACUUGUAAUGAAGAAGAGACAGGCCACCCUUUCCAUCUGAUAGUCCCAGUUAUCAGACAUUUUAUAGGAGAAAUUUAAAUUAUUUUAGGGUAUAAUGGCCCCUAUUCAGGGACUUUCUAAAUAUCUGACUCUAGAAUCAUCUGACAGCUGACAGAUUGUAACUUUAUAUGUAGCACUUGCCUCAUAAGUACCUGCUCUGGAGGCCUUUCAAUCUCACAGAGGACACUUGGCUUUUAGACACCAGCUUUGAUGUUACUGGCUUGUUGCACAGGGUCCAGAAAGCUCAUCCUUGAUUUCCUAGAUUCCUGCUUCUGGAUCACAUGAGUCAUAUCAUCUAGCAUGAUGCCUCACACACAGUGGGCUCUCAAAAACUGCUUUUGAAGGACCAGGAACAUAGCUGAGGGGCAGAACAUUCGAACAGCAUUGUGUGAGGCCCUGGGUCAAUACCCAGUGUCACAGACACACACACACACACACACACACACACACACACACACACACGAACUACUUUUGAAAGAGUUUAUGGAUCCUUAUCUUAUAAUAAAGUUUAUGAGGCCUUCUGACCUCAUUAAUAUUUAUUGAAUACUUGUUCAGAAUGAGAUGUGGUUGUGAGGCAGCUAGUGAAGCAGUGUAGGGAGUAUUGCUUGCCCUCUGGGCUCUUGGAAUGCUAACCAAGCAGGAAUAAAAAUAUAAAAAUCUACAGAUCAAUUAAUAAGUGGCAGCACUCACCUGAAUCUUCCUGAUGUUGUGUAUUAUGGGGAGUCCAAAGGAUGAUUUUCAGGAAGAUGGGCUCCUUGCUUAAAAUUUAAGGGAAGUUGUGAUUUCAAAAGAAGAUAUUGCUGGCACAAACUGACCAUGGACCCUGCCUUUCCAGAGGGGCUCAGGGCUUGCUCAGUCUUCCCCACUGGGUGGGGGUGGGCAGGCCAUGACAUUAGUGGGACUGAGGUAGCAGAGGUCCACAGUCUCCAGAAGCAUCUUGGGGCAUUGGCCAUAAGAACCAGAUUCCUUUAAUCAUAUAUUAGGUCUGACAAAGGGAUACAGUAGAGACAAAACUUACCUUCUCUGGAUCCUGCACAUAGGAGAGCUGGCCUUGGAAUGCCUUCCGUCAUUCUGACAAGCAGUAUUGUGUGAUGUUGGAGAACUCCUGCCUUAGACCAACUGGGCUGAGAUCAGCUCCGCCAUGUACUUGCUUUGUCCACAGACAAGUUUCUACGUCUUCUGAGCUGGCGUCUUCAUUUGAUUAGAAGGACAAUAAUACUUACUUCCAAGGUGAAGAGGAUUGAGAGUUCAUUUGUGGAAGAUGAUAUUUUUCAAAUACAGCCUCUCUACACCUUUCAUGCUCUGCGAGACCAUGCCCCCACCUCACUAACAGGUGGUAUUAAUUCACUUGUCCUUAAUCUGGAUGGUUGGAGACCUGCUUAUUACCCACAGAAUGGGUUGGAAAGGAUACAAUUUGACCUACAGGACUAGGUCAUCAAAACCAUAAGCUCCUGCUUUGUUGGGAUAGUAGCUUGCAGAGCCCCAAGGCCACUGAUCUGUGCUGAAGCCGGGCUCACAUGGAGAAAUCACAUGACAGUGCUUUGGUCAAUGGUUUCAGCUGGUGUCUUAGGCAAUAGUCAUCAUCUACCACCAGUCCCAUGAAGCCUAUAGUGACUCCAUACCAUACUGUCAAGUUACUACCAGACAUCGGGCCUUCUUCAGAAGCUGUAGCCAUUACAGUGCAAACAAGCUAUCUCAUGGUCACUGUCCAAAUGCCUGACCCAUGGACUCUAUGAGCAUAAUAAAAUAGUUGUUUUAAAUGA